This is a messenger RNA of Microplitis demolitor, 5026 nucleotides long. RefSeq names its product E3 ubiquitin-protein ligase Su(dx) (gene Su(dx)). Gene Ontology annotation, molecular function: protein binding; ubiquitin protein ligase activity. Bases 350 to 3421 code for a protein of 1023 amino acids. The transcript is spliced from 9 exons. Gene Ontology annotation, biological process: ubiquitin-dependent protein catabolic process. The record is from RefSeq and is a predicted model, not a curated record. NCBI's taxonomy places the organism in Eukaryota, Metazoa, Arthropoda, Insecta, Hymenoptera, Braconidae.
UUCCUCUUGAUAUAAACGUGUUGAUACUCAUUUUUCUUUCAACAACGGAGAUCUAGUUUUCUAUAUACAUUUUGACGUAUGGCAAAAUGGUGGUUCACUGAUAGUAAAGUUCAUUCUUUAUUCAAUGAUAAUGCAAAAAAUAUAAUAAUAAAUACAUAGAUAUAUAUUAUUAAUAAUAAACAAUAUAUAUUAAUUGUGAUUUAAGUGUGCAAUGUAUAUAUAUAAAUUUUGGAUAAUUACUAUCGCCCAUUUAGGAAACAACAGUAUUGACUCAAGCAGGAUGUUAUGAUUACUGUGGUAAUAAAGGAAAUAUUAAAUAAUCAAACAAUAAUUCAAUAAAUUGAUUACCAUGUCUCAAUGUGAAGUGGGAACAUCUGGAUUUCAUCAGCUCAGUGUCACUAUUGAAGCUGCAAUAUUACGCAGCUCAUCCUUUCUAAAGCCAAAUCCUUACGUCGAAUUUUCAGUUGACGACAAAAGUCCUCGUAAAACUGAAGUGUCAAAAGCAACUUAUCAGCCAAAAUGGAACGAGGAGUUUACAAUCCUCGUGACACCAUACUCUCAACUACACUUUCGUCUACUAGACCACAGUACAUUUCGCAAAGACACAAUCAUCGGUGAAAAACGUAUCAGUCUAUUCCAGAUACUGUCACACUACAGUGGGAAGCUCGAAAAUCUAGAGCUAACACUCGAUUUGAUAAACGAAAGUAAACAUGACUCCCAAUUAGCCAAAGUCGGCGAACUAGUGACUCUGUUCGAUGGUCUGAAAAUUGAUAUGACGACAGUGACACCGCCAGUUGUCAUCGAGCAGGUACGUCAGCCAGCCUGUACAUCAUCAGUUGGCUCGCAUCCCCUGGGUGCUGCUAAUUCAGCAGACCCAGCAAAUAAUCGCAGUAUUUUAAACGGCGGGAUCCGUGCACUGAUGCGCGGUCAAGGAACUGAAAACACAGCACCAACGCAGCAUCGAAACCCAUAUCUAGUUUAUGACCCUAGUGAUUUCGGACAGUCGGUCUUGAUCAAUUCAAACGGAACACCGCGAAAUGUUAUGGGCAACGCGGUUUUAUCAGCAAGACUACCACCGCUUUCUGACAACGGAUCAGUAUCAAGAACUACUGUCGGAUCCAGUCGUUUGUCAGGCGAGUCAAGCAAUGGAUCAAGAUCCAGUGUCGGAUCACGACUACCCAAAGACAUUUGCGAUGAUCACAAUGGAGUUUUGAUUGGACCACGUGUUCAUCCAGAUCAAUUGAAUUCUCGCAGUGAUAAUACCGUAGCUACGUUUCGUUUACCUCUUGAUACUUCACGAGAUGAUGGCAAUAUUGGGUCACGUCAUACAGAAAUGUCACGUGAUAAUCCUGCGUCAUUUUCAGUUGAUAGUAUUCGCGAUGACAGCACAGUGGCAGUUGCCGGAGGAGUUGGAGUUCCUGGAGUAUCAACAACAGCCACAACGGCAACGACAACAACAACUGGGUUGCGAUUACUCGCUGAAAGACGUAAUGAUAAUUCUCAGAUCGUGUCGUCUAUGAUGCUACCGGAUGUAUCACAACGACGUUAUGAUAAUUCACCUGUAGUUCCAGUGGUUAUUUCGAAUGAUCAAAUUCAGCAACCGGGUUCUGGUGAAGCUGCUGCUGUUCCUGUUGCUGAUGUUGAAGCUGCUGAAGAACCUUUACCACCUGGGUGGGACAUGCGCUAUGACGUUUAUGGACGGAGGUAUUACGUAGAUCACAACACGCGAAGUACUUCGUGGGAGAGACCGCAGCCGUUGCCGCCUGGAUGGGAAGUGCGUCGCGAUCCACGGGGAAGAAUUUAUUAUGUUGAUCAUAAUACCCGCAGCACCACGUGGCAGCGACCGAAUACUGAGCGACUGCAACAUUUCCAGCAGUGGCAAGGGGAGAGACAGUUCGUGGUACAACAGGGCAACCAACGGUUCCUUUAUCCCCAAGCUGGGGGACAGCCGAUUGUCGCUGGUCCGUCAACGAGUGUUGCGACUGAUGAAGAUGAUGCACUUGGACCACUCCCUGCUGGGUGGGAGCGUAGAAAACAACCGGAAGGAAGAGUUUAUUAUGUCAAUCAUAAGAAUAGAACGACGCAGUGGGAGGAUCCGAGGACUCAGGGUCAGGAGACGGGUAUUGAUGAGCCGCCAUUGCCUGAUGGCUGGGAAAUACGUCUUACUGAAGAUGGUGUAAGAUAUUUUGUUGAUCACAAUACACGGACUACUACAUUCCAAGAUCCGAGACCUGGAGCACCUAAAGGACCAAAAGGUAUUUAUCGUGUGCCAAGAGCAUACGAGCGUUCUUUCCGGUGGAAAUUAUCACAAUUUAGGUUUUUGUGCCAAACCAAUGCGUUACCUAAUCAUAUUAAAAUAAGUGUCAGUCGACAAACACUUUUUGAAGAUUCUUAUCAUCAGAUAAUGAACGCUGAGGCGUUUGCGUUGAGACGAAGAUUGUAUAUUAUAUUUAAAGGUGAAGAGGGAUUAGAUUACGGUGGAGUUUCGAGAGAAUGGUUUUUCUUACUAAGCCACGAAGUUUUGAAUCCAAUGUACUGUUUAUUUGAGUAUGCUAAUAAGAGUAAUUAUAGUUUACAAAUAAAUCCAGCGUCUUAUGUUAAUCCAGAUCAUCUGCAAUAUUUUAAAUUUAUCGGGAGAUUCAUCGCAAUGGCUUUAUAUCAUGGGCGAUUUAUCUAUAGUGGAUUUACGAUGCCGUUUUACAAACGAAUGUUAAAUAAAAAACUAAUAAUGAAAGAUAUUGAAUCUAUUGAUCCCGAAUUUUACAAGUCACUCGUCUGGAUAAAAGAAAAUAACAUUGACGAGUGUGGCUUAGAGCUGUAUUAUAGUGUCGACUUUGAAAUACUCGGUCAAGUCAUUCAUCAUGAACUAAAAGAAAACGGUGAUAAAAUAAGAGUCGUUGAAGAAAACAAAGAAGAAUAUAUGAGAUUAAUGACAGAAUGGAGAAUGACAAGAGGGAUUGAAGAACAAACAAAAGCAUUUUUAGAAGGUUUCAAUUCUGUUGUACCUCUGGAAUGGCUCAAAUAUUUUGACGAACGUGAGCUUGAGCUUAUGCUUUGUGGUAUGCAGGAAAUAGACGUUGAUGAUUGGCAACGUAAUUCUAUUUAUCGGCAUUACACGCGAAAUAGUAAACAAGUUCUUUGGUUCUGGCAGUUUGUACGAACAACAGACAAUGAAAAAAGAGCAAGAUUGUUACAAUUUGUUACGGGAACAUGUCGAGUACCUGUCGGUGGAUUUGCGGAAUUAAUGGGAAGUAAUGGACCCCAACGAUUUUGUAUUGAAAAAGUUGGCAAGGAUACUUGGCUACCAAGAUCUCAUACUUGUUUCAACAGAUUAGAUUUACCGCCGUACAAAAGUUACGACCAGAUGGUGGAAAAAUUGAAUUACGCAAUAGAAGAAACUGAAGGUUUUGGUCAAGAAUAGUACCAAAAUUUAUUCAAUAAAAAAUAUAUAAAUCCAUCGAAUUAUUAUAUAAAUUGUUAUCAGAAUUAUCACUGUCAAUUUAAUAGGUAUGUUGUGUAAUUCAAAUUAUAAAUUAAUAUCCAAGUACAGAAUCAUAGAAAAAAAAAAUAAUUCAAAUUCAAAUUUUUUUAAACUUUUUUUUAAAGAAAAAAAAGGUUUUAUAAUUCAGUGGUUUUAUUUGCACAUUAUUUUCUUACCCGUGUAGAGAAAAUUUUCUAAAAAUAUUUCAAAAAAUUUCGACGUGGAAAUUCAAAACUUGAGACAGAUUUAAACUUCAAGGGAAACUUUUUUUAAACUUUUGUAGUUUGACAGUAAAAAAAAGUAUCUAGGAUUUUAUAUCCGAAAUUUGAGUAAAAAAAAAUUACUAAAACAUAUUUUUCAAAUUGUAUUUUUACCCUCAUUUUAAAAAUUUUGAAUUUGAAAUUUUUUAUAAAUGAUUUUUUUAUUUUUAUUGAGCUAUUGGUUUUUAAUGGAAACUUUUUCGGAACGAGGGUAAAAAAAAAAAAAAACGUCUUUACUAGAAGAUUCUCUUGUAAAAUCCUGGAUGAACUUUUUUUUUUAUUAUCAAAUCUACGGAAGUUAAAAAAAAAUUUAAUUAAAAUUCUAAUGUCUCAAGUUUAAAAUUUUCACGUCGAAUAUUUUUGGAAUGAAUUUUUUUUGCGGAUCUCUUGGUUGUAUUUUUGAAAGCAAUAAUUUAUAUAAAAAAAGUUUUUAAAAAAAAUUACUAAUCUCUUAAACCAAAAAAAUGUUUACUGUCCAACAAUUGGCUGUCAAUUAAAUAAAAAAAAAAUCCAUGUACAAUUUUACAAUUAUCGACGAUUUGAACAAUCGAAUGUCAUAAUUAACUUCAAGUAAAAUAUAAAAUUUCUUUCAUAUAUCAGUUAUAAGGUAAUGUAUAUAAAAAAAGUAAAUGCGGUAAUAUAAAAAAAUUAACACGAGUGUAUAAUUUUAUUAUUAUAAAAAAAAAUAAUAAUGAUAUUGAGUAAAAAAAUUAUUUAUAAAAUUAUUUUAUGAUAAAGUUGUGUACAUACUUUCUGAAUAAUUGUGUGAAAAGAACAGCUGUAUAUAUGUAAUGAACUGAUGAUUAAUUAAUUAAUUAACUAGUUAAUUAAUUGAAAAUGAGUGAAAAAAUGUUACGCGCUUGUAGAAAAAAAAUAAAAAAAAGAAGAAAAGAUGUUGAGUAAAUAUAUAUAUAUGAAAAUAUAUAAACGAUAAUAGCUUGCGAUUUAUAAUCGUUGAAGAAAUAUAUAGUAUUUUAAAAUAUUAAAUGAAACAAUUCCAUAGUUUUAUUUUUUAAUUAUAAUUAUUUAUGAUAGUAUUUUUUUUUUGUUUUAUAAAUUAAUCACAGGAACAAAAUUCACAUUCUAAUAGUUUAGUUCUGACAUUAGACUGCUCAAUUUAAUGUACUUAAGAGAUGUACAUUAUGCGAAAUAGAAAAUCUAAUUAUUUUUAUUGUUUUAAUUUAAAAUAAUUAUUGUAAAACAUUUUUGUAGUCACUAAUAAUUCUUUUUGUUAUUUUUAAAAAUUUAUUUGGGCACGGUAAAAUUAUUAUUAUAUUAUUAUGAA